AUGUCUUCGAAAUAUGCUGAUGCGCACCGGUCGACUAACGGCCCCGGAGAUGGCCGUCCAACGGCCGUGCAGAUUGUGGAAGAUGAAGACCUCACUGGCAAGCUAGUGGGCAAGGUCUUCCUCAUCACCGGCUGCUCUUCAGGGCUUGGUGUCGAGACAGCCAAAGCGCUGGCCACCACAGGGGCCACACUGUACCUCACGGCGCGGGAUAUCCCCGCUGCGGAGACGGCGCUGGCCAGUAUCUUGAAGCCGGGCCAAGUCGAGAUCAUUGAGAUGGACCUUGGCUCCCUGGCUGGGGUACGAGCCGGAGCAGAACGAUUCCUGGCCAAAAGCACACAGCUAAACGUCCUGAUCUGUAAUGCUGGCGUGAUGGCAAUCGCCAACUUGACCACCACGGUGGAUGGCUUUGAAACGCAGUUUGGUGUCAAUCAUCUUGCACACUUCUUGCUCGUCCAACUGCUGAAGGACACGCUCUUGGCUUCGUCUUCUCCCAAGUUCGCAUCUCGCGUAGUUGCAGUCUCAAGCAGCGGCCAUCGUGGUGGAGGAAUUCGCGUCGACGACUACGACUUCAUCAAGCGGCCCGAGGAAUACAACAUGUGGGGCGCCUAUUCGCAGAGCAAAACUGCGAACAUCUACAUGGCCAAUGAGAUUGAACGUCGAUUUGGCUCUCAGGGUCUCCAUGCAACCUCACUGAUGCCCGGCGCCAUCUCUACCGGGAUUCAGAGACAUCUUCCUGCCGAGGAGUCAAAAGAAUAUGCCCGGACCACGUGGAAGACUAUGAAGAGUCCGGCGCAGGGGGCAGCAACCACUGUGUUAGCGGCCAUUGGGAAGGAAUUUGAAAACAAGGGAGGCGUGUACCUGGAAAAUUGCGAGGUAGCAGGCUUGUAUCCUGAUGAUCGGGAAUAUGACCAUGUGCCUAACAUUGCCGGCUACGCGGAACACGCUUUCAAUGAAGAGUUGGCAAUUAAGCUUUGGGCAGAUUCUUUGAAGAUGAUCGGUGGGGACUCGGUCUUGUAG
Messenger RNA from Talaromyces rugulosus, 1017 nucleotides. RefSeq lists its product as uncharacterized. NCBI's taxonomy places the organism in Eukaryota, Fungi, Ascomycota, Eurotiomycetes, Eurotiales, Trichocomaceae. Bases 1 to 1017 code for a protein of 338 amino acids. The transcript has a single exon. The record is from RefSeq and is a predicted model, not a curated record.